AUGGUUAAUAAUUAUUUUUAUGCAAAAUUACAAGGGAAACCAUGGCUAGACUUCAGGAAUUUUUUAUACAUUCUCCAGUCGUACUAUUGCAAUUUGGACACUCGUUUGGGCAUGAUUCACAAUUUUUGUUCUAUUAAGCUGUAUUUAAUAAUGUUAGCUUCCUAUAUAAUAAUCUGCUGUCUUAUUUUUAAUAAAAAUUUAAUUUAUGACCCUAUUUAAUUUCUAUAAUUCUCUUAAAUAUUGUUUAUUAUAAAACUGUCCAUUACAGCAAAUUCCAUUUAUUGUUGAAUUGUUUUCACAUUGAUUGCAUGAUGGAUUUAUUGUAAAAUUUAUUGUGGCGUCAUUAUUAUAAUCCUUAUAGCAGCAUGCUGUAUUUGUUUUCUAUGAAUCGUCCCUUUUACGCUGAUUUGUUCAUUGCAUUGUUUGCAAGAAGAAGAAGAAAUGGUCACGUUUGAAUUUAUCUCGUUAUUGCAACUAUUACACUGAGUAUUUGUGCUGUUAUAA
Messenger RNA from Blepharisma stoltei, 504 nucleotides. NCBI's taxonomy places the organism in Eukaryota, Ciliophora, Heterotrichea, Heterotrichida, Blepharismidae. The record is from the annotation of a GenBank genome assembly.